Messenger RNA from Aethalodelphis obliquidens (Pacific white-sided dolphin), 5767 nucleotides. It is a transcript of the gene ADGRF5, whose product is annotated as adhesion G protein-coupled receptor F5. Gene Ontology annotation, molecular function: G protein-coupled receptor activity. The record is from RefSeq and is a predicted model, not a curated record. Gene Ontology annotation, biological process: energy reserve metabolic process; regulation of lipid metabolic process; cell surface receptor signaling pathway. Bases 420 to 4577 code for a protein of 1385 amino acids. Lineage: Eukaryota; Metazoa; Chordata; Mammalia; Artiodactyla; Delphinidae. The transcript is spliced from 22 exons. Gene Ontology annotation, cellular component: cytoplasmic vesicle; membrane.
UCUUGCCAGUGGCCAAAGGACACAUUUAAAUGUCUUACUUCCUCUGGGGAGCCUGGAGAGAGGCAACAGGCACCUACCACAGGAAAUCAUGUGGAGAGGAUCUCUUAUUUAAUACGGUUCCCAGAUUACUUCCCUUCCCCCAGCCUCCAACCCCCACCUCCAGCCACACCGAGUCACCCAGUUUCUUCCUGCAGCAGAGACUAGAAGGCAGUUCACCUCUGCUCCCUGAGGUCCCCGUGAGCCAACGAGCUGAAGUCUGGUCUUCGGCAACCCCACCCUCUCCGCAGCUGUGAUUGAAGGGGAGGCCCUUCAGUUUCACCUCCCCAAAGAGGUUCUUGGGAAGCUCUCCAGCACAGGGUUAAACUUCAGGAGGCUGCAAAGCACAGACGAGAAAGGCAAGGCAACUCAAACUUGAAGACAUGAAAUCCCCAAGGAGAACCACUUUGUGCUUCAUGAUUAUUGUGAUUUUUUCUUCCCAAGCUACACUGAACUUGAAUUUAGAGUCUAUUGUUUAUCCUUCGCUUCUCCAUGAACAUGAACUAGCAGGGGAGGACCCAAUAAGGCAAAAACGAGCCGUUGCCGUGAGCAGUCCUGCAGCCCAAGAGUUCACUGUCAAUGUUGAGGUCAGUUUUGAAGAUGCCUCCUUCCUGGAGCCUAGCAAAGCUUACUUGAAAAGCCUCAGUUUUCCAGUUCAAGGGGAUGACACUGACCCAGCUACCAGCAUUUUGAGCAUCGAGGUGACAACAGUCUGCAGACCUACUGGAAAUGAAAUCUGGUGCUCCUGUGAGAAAGGCUAUAAGUGGCCUCAGGAAAAGUGCCUCCACAAUCUCACUUGUCAAGGGCCUGAUGGCUCCCCUUCAGGGCAUCAUUGCAGUCUCCUUAAGGGACUGCCUCCCAAGGGACCUUUUUGCCAGCUCCAGGGGGCAGAUAUUACCCUGCGAAUGUCGGUCAGACUCAAUGUGGGCUUUCAAGAAGAACUCAAGAACUCUUCCUCUGCCCUCUAUAGGUCCUACAAGACUGACUUGGAAACAGCGUUCUGGAAGGGUUACAGUAUUUUACCAGGCUUCAAAUUGGUGACAGUGACAGAGUUCAGGCCUGGAAGUGUGGUUGUGGUGUAUGAAGUCACUACAACAGCAGCGUCACCUGAAUUAAUGCACAAAGCAAACGAGCAAGUAACACAGAACCUCAGUCAGACCUACAAGAUGGACAGCAGUUCCUUCCAGGUUACUUACAGCAAUGAAACGAAGUUCUCCAUCACCCCAGAAAUCAUCUUUGAAGGGGAUACAGUAACUCUGAUGUGUGAGAACGAAGUUUUGUCCUCCAACGUAUCCUGGCAGCACGUGGAAACAGGCUUCGACAUCCAGAACAGCAGCAGAUUCUCCAUCUACACCUACGUGCUCAACAACAUGACCUCCGUGUCUCGCCUCACCAUUUACAACAUCACGCAGGAUGAUGCGGGUGAAUAUAUUUGCAAACUGACAUUAGAUAUUUUUGAAUAUGGGUCCAGAAAAAAAAUAGAUGUUACAUCCAUCCAGAUUUGGGCAAAUGAAGACAUGAAGGUGAUGUGUGACAACAGUCCUGUGUCUUUGAACUGCUGCAGUGAGAUGACGGUGAAUUGGAGUCAAGUUGAAUGGAAGCAACAGGGGUCUGUAAGCAUUCCAGGAAGCCCUGAAACAGACGCAGACCCUCGCUGCAGCAGAUACACCCUCACGGCCAAUGGCACUCAGUGUCCGAGCAGAUUGUCUGGAACGACAGUGAUCUACACGUGUGAGUUCAUCAGCGCCCACGGAGCCAGAGGCAGUAAAGACAUAAAAGUGACAUUCAACUCUGUGGGAGAUAAUUCCAGCCACAAAGGGGAAGUGCACGAGUUCCCAAGGCAUGUGAUGGAAAUGGGUACAGUUCAGAGCACCACCGAGAACAGCCUAGAAACAAGUAAAGCUCCGGAGCAGCAAGCCAACCUAAAAAUAACCCCGGACCCAAUUUCUGUUUCUGAGGGACAAAGCUUUUCUAUAAAGUGCAUCAGUGAUAUGAGUAACUAUGAUGAGGUGUAUUGGAACACUUCUGCUGGAAUUAAAAUAUACAAAAGGUUUUAUACCACGAGGAGGUAUCCUAAUGGAGCAGAGUCGGUGCUGACAGUCAAGACCUCGACCAGGGAGUGGAACGGAACCUAUCACUGCAUAUUUCGAUACAAGAAUUCAUACAGCGUCAUGGCCAAAGAUGUCACCGUCCACCCGCUGCCCCUACAGCCCAAUAUCAUGGUUGAUCCUUUGGAAGCUGCCAUUCCAUGCACAAGCUCCCGUCACAUCAAGUGCUGCAUUGAGGAGGACAGAGACUACAAGGUCAUUUUCCAAGCUGGUUCCUCGUCCUUUCCGGCUGCAAAAGAAGUUAACGGAAAGCAAGUGUGCUACAAACACCAUUUCGUGGCAAACUCAAUUUCCUGUCCAGAAAAUAUGGAUGUGUUUUGUCACAUUACCAAUACCGCUAAUAAUUCAGUGCGGAGCCCAUCCAUGAAGCUUAAUCUGGUUCCUGGGGAGAACGUCACAUGCCAAGAUCCUAUCAUAGGUGUUGGGGAACCCGGAAAAGUCAUCCAGAAGCUUUGCCAGUUCUCUAAUGUUCCCAGAAUCCCUGGGAGUCCCAUUGGCGGGAUCAUAACUUACAGAUGUGUGGGCUCCCAGUGGAAGGUUAAGAAAAACAACUGCAUCUCUGCCCCCAUAAAUACUCUGCUCCAGCUGGCUGAGGCUUUGAUGAAGAGCCCCUCUCAGGAUGAGAAGCUCCCUUCAUACCUAAAGAAUCUUUCCAUUAGCACAAACCAGGUGAAACUUGAAGUCAAGUCAUUUCCUGGGAGCCUGGGAGCCAUUAUUAACAUCAUUGAUUUGCUCUCGACAGUUCCAACCCAAGUGAAUUCAGAAAUGAUGAUGCACGUCCUCUCCACGGUCAACGUCAUCCUCGGCAAACCCAUUUUGAAUACCUGGAUGAUGUCACAACAGCAAAAGACCAAUCAGAGCUCACAGUUACUGGAUUCAUUGGAAAGAUUUUCCCGAGCCUUGCGGUCAGAAGAUAGCACCAUCUCCCAACCUAAUGUUCAGAUGAAGAGCAUGGUCAUAAAAUCUGGCCACCCCAAAUCCUACACACAGAGCUUUGUUUUCUCAGACUCUGAGCUCUGGGGCAAUGUGACCAUUAAUGAAUGCCAGCUGGAACACCUGCAACCAGAUUCAUUUAUCGUCACCGUGGCUUUCCCAACUCUCAAGACCAUCCUCGCCCAGGAUGUCCCAGGAAAGACUUUCGCAAACAGCCUAGUGAUGACAACCACUGUCAGCCACAAUCUAACCGCGCCGUCGCCAUUCAGGAUUUCGAUGACCUUCAAAAACAACAACCCUUCGGGCGGGGUACCGAGGUGUGUCUUCUGGAACUUCAACCUCGCCAACCACACAGGGGGGUGGGACAGCAGCGGGUGUUAUGUUAAAGAAGUCACCGAGGACAGUGUGUCCUGCAGCUGUGACCACCUCACAUCCUUCUCCAUCCUCAUGUCCCCUGAUUCCCCGGACCCUGAUUCUCUCCUGAAGAUCCUGCUGGAUAUCAUUUCCUACAUCGGGCUGUGCUUUUCCAUCUUGAGCUUGGCGGCCUGCCUCGCUGUGGAAGCCAUGGUGUGGAAAUCGGUCACCAAGAACCGGACUUCCUCCAUGCGCCACAUCUGCAUCGUGAACAUCGCGGCCUCCCUUCUGGUCGCCGACGUCUGGUUCAUCGUGGCCGCCGCCGUCCACAACUACCGCUACCCGCUCAACCAGACGGCCUGUGUGGCUGCCACCUUCUUCGUCCACUUCUCCUACCUCAGCGUCUUCUUCUGGAUGCUGACUCUGGGCCUCAUGCUCUUCUACCGGUUGGUUUUCAUCCUGCAUGACACGAGCAAGUCCAUUCAGAAGGCCAUUGCGUUUUCUCUUGGCUACGGUUGCCCUCUGGUCAUCUCCGUCAUCACGGUGGGGGCCACCCAGCCCCGGGAGGUCUACACGAGGAAAAAUGCCUGUUGGCUCAACUGGGAGGACACCAAGGCCCUGCUGGCCUUCGUUAUCCCAGCACUGAUCAUUGUGGUGGUCAACGUGACCAUCACGGUCGUGGUCAUCACCAAGAUCCUGAGACCUUCCAUCGGGGACAAGCCGAGCAGGCAGGAGAAAAGCAGCCUGUUCCAGAUCACCAAGAGCCUUGGGGUCCUCACACCGCUCUUGGGGCUCACCUGGGGUUUCGGUCUCGCCACCGUGUUCCAGGGGAGCAAUGCUGUCUUCCAUAUUGUAUUUACCCUCCUCAAUGCCUUCCAGGGAUUAUUCAUUUUACUCUUUGGAUGCCUUUGGGAUCAGAAGGUACAGGAAGCCUUGCUGAAUAAGUUUUCACUGUCGAGAUGGUCUUCACAGCACUCAAAGUCCACAUCCCUAGGUUCAUCCACUCCAGUAUUUUCUAUGAGUUCUCCAAUAUCAAGAAGAUUUAACAAUUUGUUUGGUAAGACAGGAACAUACAAUGUUUCCACCCCGGAAAUAACCAGCUCAUCCCUGGAAAACACAUCCAGUGCUUAUUCAUUGCUCAACUAAGAACAGGAGAAUCCAGCCCAUGGAACCUCUUGGGGAACAGUGGACGUUCUCUGAAAAAGAGAUCCUUACCAAGCCAUGGAUAAAAUGUUUUCUCCGCAGGCUUCAGGGAACAGAUGCUGAAGAGACUUUUUCAUUAGGGAAGGGGCUUUCUUUUGUAAAUACAGACUAAAAGGAAUUGUUACAUUUAUGUUGCAGCCCUACCCCCACCCCUUGUGUGAUACCGAAUGUGUAUAGUAUUUAAGUGAAACUCAAGCCAACUUCUCUGUCUAUAUUGUAAAAUAGAAUUUCAGAGACAUUUUUACUUUUCACACCCUGGGCCCAAAGAUAACCUUUGAUUAAAAUAAUAAGUGAAAGGCUAGGACCUAGGAAAUACUUCAGUGAAUUCUAGGAAGGAAGGAAGGAAGGCAAGAAGAAAGGAAGAAAGAAGGGAGAGAUGGAGGAAACUAGAAGGAAAAGAAAAAAAUAGAGAACAACAUAAGGACCAUAUUUUAAGAUUUCCAUGUUAAUGACCUAAUACAAUUGCUUCUCAGGUGCUGCAACACUGAAAAUUCAAAAAUGACUCCAAAAUGGAAAUGGAAAAUUAGCCGUGGAGAAACUUCAAUAUCUUCCUGGUAUUUCCUUAGUUAAGAGGGACCAAAAAAAACCACAAAAGCAAUGAAAAAAUUAGGGAGGAAAUUAUAUCAAAGAUGCUUUCAAGUGGAUGAUAAUAUUUACAAGAAAUUCAUGGAAGAAGACAUGAUUCUCCUGAUGCUAAACAUAUACACAUAUGCUACUGUAUGUUAAGGUUGGAGCUAAGUGGAAUGAAUAGACAGAGAAAGUGUGAUGGCCAUGCCUUAUUAGAUCACAGCAGACCAACUGCUGAUUACACUUUUAUAGUUUAGCAGAAAAGGCUUAUGUUUUGCUUCCACUUUUUGAAAGCAAAAAAAAUAUAUUUUUAUAUCCAUUCAUUUCCAAAUGUGAUAUAUUGCACUGAAAUACAGAACCCCCUCUACUGUCAUAUAUUAACAGCUUUAACCAGGUACUUUUCUGUGCAUGAUAGAAUAGAUUUUCAUGACCUUACAGCAUUGUAUAUUAUUAUUGUUGUAGUUACUGUGGAUUUAGGGGCCCUGGGUGUGUUGUAUAGCUCUCUAUGUAUUAAUUCUUUCAGUUCCUAAGUUCCUAGACCAAUAUACAUUAAGAGUUUUCUACUG